AUGUCAAUAGUGAAAAGACACUUAUCUAAUGGUAGAAUGAAAUCCGAUGCCGACUUAUUUAAAUAAGCAGUAGAAGAGGUAGAGAGAAAAAGACCUGGAUCAGGACAACCUAUGUCAACAGUCAAAUCGCCUUUACCUCCGAGAAAGCCACUUUUUUCUGGUACUUAAAAAUAAAGAUUGAUAAUCAAUGCGAAUAAUAUUGAGCAAUAAAAUCAAGAAUAGAAGCUAGUUAAAACUAGUCAGCAUUCAUCCAAAGCAUCGUUAAACCUCACAUAGAAUUAAUAAUCAUUGCAACAAAUUAAAAGUCCUCAAAAGUAAACUAAACCUCCUAUUCACAUUGAUAAAAAGAUCAUAAUAGCAAGAUAAGAGUAAUUUGGAAGUUCUGGGAGACCUACAAUAAGUGGAGAGAUAUAAUCAAGAAAUAGCAGUAAAUAAAAAGUAUCGAGUGCAGGAACGAACACUAAAUAAUUUAUUUGGGCUGAUGCUAUUGAAUAACCAUAACAGUCAAGGGACUCAUCUUUAAAUAAAAGAAGGGUAUUGUCGAGAGAGAAAUUAAAAGCACUUCCAGGAUAGUAUUAAACUCAUUAACACUAAUAAAUCACUUAAUCUUGUCGACCAGAGCAAGCUUAGUGUCAUGAAUUUGAUUAGAAAUUGACUAAAUCAGUUGAAAAUAAGCAACCAUUAUGUUAUACUGAUUUUAGUAUGACUUCAGGAAGGAAUGAUUUAGCAAAAGCCUUUGCUUCUAUUCAAAUGGAAAUCAAAUAAGCCUCAUAAGAAGCUAAACAAAACUCAGUAAAUUCAUACAUGAAUGGUAAUAAUUCAAUAUAUGAGUGUAUAGCCAUACCAGAAUAAGAGGAUGAUGGAUGCUCGUCAUUGGCAUAGAGUACUCUCUAUUAAUUUUGA
Molecule: messenger RNA, 903 nt
Organism: Paramecium tetraurelia
Lineage: Eukaryota; Ciliophora; Oligohymenophorea; Peniculida; Parameciidae
Exons: 3
Source: RefSeq, a predicted model, not a curated record